GCACUAUAUUACGCCUAGCGCGCUCACGUGCCUCCGCAAUUCACAUUCAGGGGCCAGUCGCAGCAACACAACGUGGUACUCAUCCACUUCCACGACGCGCGCAUGGGUGCUCCUCAAGACGAGGCUCUCAAAGAGCCAUCGGCAGUCAAGAUUGUCGAGAAGCCUCCAUCGGACUGGGAAACCCCUGAGGAGGGCACCUCUAAGAAAUUCCGGAUCCCAAUCGGCGGACUCGCUGCUGGGUGGGCCAUUGCGGAUCGCUUUGACCGGCUGCUCCCGCCCCACAAGCGCUAUCUGGGGCGUAGCCGGCGGACGUUUCUCGUCUGCGUUGGGGUUGUUUUUGUUGUUGUGUUGGCGCUUGUGAUUGGGUUGUCUGUUGGGUUGACGAGAAAAUCAUCGAAACCACGGAACCUUCCAUUGCCUACUGGAGCUGAAACCUUCACGGGUGACUUGACGUAUUAUGACCCUGGCCUUGGCGCAUGUGGCAUAGCAUCCACAGCCAACGACGACAUUGUCGCCAUAUCGCACUUCACAUUCGAUGCGGUGCAGACGGGAUCAGACCCGAAUCAAAACGUGCUAUGUGGACGGCGGAUACGAGCGCAAAGAGCCAACAAUGGCAAAACAGUCAGUGUUGAUCUGACUGUUGUAGACCGAUGCACGGGAUGUAAACCUACCGAUAUCGAUGUCAGUCCAUCUGCGUUCGACAAGCUUGCGCAGCGUGACUUGGGGAGAGUGCCUGUGACCUGGGCAUGGCUAUGAAGAUCGUCUUCUUGGGUGACUCGCAACGGGCUGUACCGUGCCUUUUUGAUUUAUCUUCUUCUGAUACCCCUUGAGUAUUUGAUGCGUUGCAGCGUGUAUGGAGGCUUUUGUAUAAACUCUUCUUACCUGUAUAUUCUUCAUUUAUACUCAACGAAUUCUUCCACUAGCAACGAAUGCUCCCAAUUUAAGCCGCUUUCAAUUUUCUAGUGUUAUUCCUCUUACCUCCGAUCUAGUGUCCCUACUCACUGUGCAUGCAUUCACGGAUCUUG
Messenger RNA from Westerdykella ornata, 1025 nucleotides. RefSeq lists its product as uncharacterized. The record is from RefSeq and is a predicted model, not a curated record. The transcript is spliced from 3 exons. NCBI's taxonomy places the organism in Eukaryota, Fungi, Ascomycota, Dothideomycetes, Pleosporales, Sporormiaceae. Bases 103 to 756 code for a protein of 217 amino acids.